This is a messenger RNA of Metarhizium robertsii ARSEF 23, 510 nucleotides long. Its product is annotated as proteinrelated to microbial serine proteinase. Gene Ontology annotation, molecular function: serine-type endopeptidase activity. The record is from RefSeq and is a predicted model, not a curated record. The coding region runs from base 1 to 510 and encodes 169 amino acids. The transcript has 2 exons. Lineage: Eukaryota; Fungi; Ascomycota; Sordariomycetes; Hypocreales; Clavicipitaceae. Gene Ontology annotation, biological process: proteolysis.
AUGGCGAAGCGAAUUCAUCUUUUGUGCCCUCGCGCACAGUUCUUCGUAUUGAGGCUGGAAGACCACUAUUCCGAUGAGGCUGGCUGUCAAAUCACUGCUAGGGGCGCAGCUCAGGCCAUCUUGGUGGCCAUGAAAAAGAGUGUUCACAUUAUUUCCAUGUCCUGGACGAUCGACCCGCCAGAGGAUGAAAACGAAAGACGGUGUCUCGAGGCCGCUAUCGUGAAGGCGGUCGAUGAGAAUAACCUCGUAUUUUUCUCGGCUGGUAAUAAGGGUGCUAAGCAGAAUGCAACCUACUCGGCUAAAGUAACGAGCAGGAUCUUUACCAUAGGUGCAGCCACUGCCUCUGGUGCUGCAGAUGAGCGGGUCAAUCUUGACAACAUCAACUUUACCUUCCCUCUCAGCAUGGUCAAGCUGGACGAUGCUUCCAUGUUUAAUCGCAAGGACUUGCUGGGCAAGAAAGUAGCCAACUUUCUAAAAGAAAAAUUCCAAAAACAGCUACCGGUUUUAUAA